Messenger RNA from Orbilia oligospora ATCC 24927, 456 nucleotides. RefSeq lists its product as uncharacterized. Gene Ontology annotation, biological process: maturation of SSU-rRNA from tricistronic rRNA transcript (SSU-rRNA, 5.8S rRNA, LSU-rRNA); ribosomal small subunit assembly; translation. Gene Ontology annotation, cellular component: ribosome; cytosolic small ribosomal subunit. Gene Ontology annotation, molecular function: mRNA 5'-UTR binding; small ribosomal subunit rRNA binding; structural constituent of ribosome. The transcript is spliced from 3 exons. NCBI's taxonomy places the organism in Eukaryota, Fungi, Ascomycota, Orbiliomycetes, Orbiliales, Orbiliaceae. The coding region runs from base 1 to 456 and encodes 151 amino acids. The record is from RefSeq and is a predicted model, not a curated record.
AUGCCACCAAAGAAGAAGUCCGAACGCCCAAAGGAGGAGAACAUCUCCCUCGGUCCUCAGAUCCGUGAGGGUGAACUCGUUUUCGGUGUUGCCCGUAUCUUCGCCUCCUUCAACGAUACCUUCGUCCACGUUACCGAUUUGUCCGGCCGUGAAACCAUCUGCCGUAUCACCGGUGGUCAAAAGGUCAAGGCUGAUCGUGAUGAAUCCUCCCCAUACGCUGCCAUGUUGGCUGCCCAGGACGUUGCUGCCCGAUGCAAGGAACUCGGAAUCACUGCCCUCCACAUCAAGAUCAGAGCCACUGGUGGUAACGGAACAAAGACACCCGGACCCGGUGCCCAAUCUGCCCUGAGAGCUUUGGCCCGUGCUGGCAUGAAGAUCGGCCGUAUUGAAGAUGUCACACCCACACCAUCCGACAGCACUCGUCGCAAGGGUGGUAGAAGAGGUCGCAGAUUGUAG